Molecule: messenger RNA, 1056 nt
Organism: Pangasianodon hypophthalmus (striped catfish)
Lineage: Eukaryota; Metazoa; Chordata; Actinopteri; Siluriformes; Pangasiidae
Gene: denr
Product: density-regulated protein
Exons: 8
Coding region: 175-792 (205 amino acids)
Biological process (GO): formation of translation preinitiation complex; translation reinitiation
Molecular function (GO): translation initiation factor activity; mRNA binding
Source: RefSeq, a predicted model, not a curated record
GAGGCAUUGGUAGGACCCAAAGCCAAAUCAGACUGUAGAGGUGUGCUCAAGCUGUGAAACAUUUUGUGUAUUUACUAAAAAAAAAAAAAACGCCAUUUAAACGCUUCAUGUAAUAAUGAUCAAGAUUUUACUGAAAAGAAAGAAAUUCUGAGGAGGUCCAGAGAAUAAAUCAACAUGGCUACUACUGAGACUGCCGAGUCAGGCUCUCCGGAGAACAAAGCGGAUCGGGCUGAUGGGGAUGCGAAUUACCCACUGAAAGUGCUUUACUGUGGAGUAUGUUCCUUGCCGACAGAGUACUGUGAGUACAUGCCUGAGCCAGCAAAAUGCAGACAGUGGCUUGAGAAAAAUUUCCCAGAUGUGUUUGCUAGACUGACUAUGGGGAAUGCGCCCAAGCAGGAAACAGGAGGAGGAGGAGGAGGGGGAGGAGGAGCGGGUGCAGCAGAGGUGCCACCUGCUGGAGAGGAAGAAGAGAAGAAGAAGCAGAAAAGAGGUGGCAGAGGUCAAAUCAAACAGAAGAAGAAGACCGUUCCUCAGAAAGUCACGAUAGCAAAAAUCCCACGAGCUAAGAAAAAAUACGUCACACGAGUGUGCGGCUUGGGCACCUUCGACAUAGAUCUUAAGGAGGCUCAGAGAUUCUUUGCUCAGAAAUUCUCCUGUGGUGCCUCAGUGACAGCAGAGGAUGAAAUCAUCAUUCAGGGAGACUUUACAGAUGACAUCAUUGACGUCAUCCAGGAGAAGUGGCCUGAGGUGGACGACGACAGCAUCGACGACCUCGGAGAAGUCAAGAAAUGAAAAUCCGAUGUGCACUUUUACUGAAACAGAGGCGACACGACAAAAAAACACGGCCAAAUGUACACGUUAACAUCAAGUUGUUUUAUAUCUAUUUUAUUUACUGUAUAGAACAUGGUGGACUUGGCCACACCCUUGGCGCUUUUUUUCCCCUCCAGUUCUAGAUAGCUGCUUGUUCUCUUGGUUGCCAAAGGUCUGGUAUGAUGUGAAUAUCUCAACACUUUGCUCAAUCAAACUGCAAGCUAAUAAAUUCCAGGCUCAUUGGUU